Messenger RNA from Coprinopsis cinerea okayama7#130, 570 nucleotides. RefSeq lists its product as hypothetical. The transcript is spliced from 2 exons. NCBI's taxonomy places the organism in Eukaryota, Fungi, Basidiomycota, Agaricomycetes, Agaricales, Psathyrellaceae. The record is from RefSeq and is a predicted model, not a curated record. Bases 1 to 570 code for a protein of 189 amino acids.
AUGACCCUACCUCCGAGGGAGAAUGGGUUGAUGACUACACCGAUGGUGACCACCCUAGUGGAUAUCUGCAGGAUCGCUGCCUGUUGUGCUUUGGUGGAAAGGAGUGCACUAGUCCAGAUCUUCUUUGAAGAGGUUGUGGAUGCUGAAGCAUAUGUCCAUGCGAAGCGACCUGGCACAGCUACCUCCAAGUCUAAUCCUCAGACUGACUUCAAAGAGCCGGGCAUGAAGGUUCCAGUUUCCGCAUUGAAUGACUGCCUUGAUUCAUUCACUGCUGCGGACGAGCAGAGAUCGAAGGCAAGCACCACACUUUUUGCAGACACAGGCCUGAUGGGAUUGCUUUGUCUCCACAACCGUGUCCUCUGGCUGGCCAACAUGACAUCCACAGGUGAACGCCAGUUCUACGCUAUUGUGCUUCUCCUGAAACUCUUCAGUCAUCUUCCCCCGUCUAUGACCGUUGGUUUGCUUUACGACAUUGGGUGCCAGCUGGAGAGGAGUUGUAUCAAGUGGGACCUAUUGGAUGGAUAUCGGGACUGCAUUGUAUGGGGCAUUUCAGUGUUGGAGAAGAAAUAA